ACCGCGGCCCCCGCGCAGCCCCGCGCGCGCCCGCCUGGGCUCCCCUCGAAGACUCCCAGGGCCAUGGCCGGGUCCCCGCGGGCCCCCCGUCUCGGCAGCGCUGCCCGGCCCCUCUGAUCGCGCUCCCGCGCCUCGGCGUCCCGGGCUCCCCCUUCUCCCCCGGCCCUCUCUCCAGCCUGUGCGUCUGUCCGUCUGUCUUGGCGCGCAACCUGCGGCCACCGGCUUGGAUGGACGCGCUGAGGCUGCCCGGGGGUCCAGCGAUCUUGUUUCCGAAGUUGGCCCUGCUCUUUGUCUACGCAGAGGACUGCCUUGCUCAGUGCGGCAAAGACUGCAGAUCUUACUGUUGCGAUGGGACCACACCCUACUGUUGCUCCUACUACGCCUAUAUUGGGAAUAUCCUCUCGGGCACAGCAAUUGCUGGCAUCGUGUUUGGAAUCGUAUUCAUCAUGGGGGUCAUUGCUGGGAUUGCCAUAUGUAUCUGCAUGUGCAUGAAAAACAACCGUGGGACCCGGGUGGGCGUCAUCAGGACCACCCACAUCAAUGCCAUCUCCUCCUAUCCUGUGGCACCACCACCCUAUAGUUAUGACCACGAGAUGGAAUACUGUGCCGACUUGCCACCUCCCUACUCUCCGACCCCACAGGCUUCAGCGCAACGUUCUCCACCCCCGCCUUAUCCUGGAAAUUCAAGGAAACAGUCCUUCUCCCAGAACAGAAUAUGUGCCAAUCAGAGAUCUUGCUUAGAAUAAAAUGGCUCUACUCAGGAAAAGAAAAGGCUUGCUCUAAGGAAUACAUUUUGGAGUAAAACAAUAUGUCAAGCGGAAUGUCCAGGCUAAGAAACACUGAGUUUUUACCCUUCUCUGAAAUGACUUCUUCUGAAGUACUGUUCGAUUUGAUGGUAUCACAUGUGAGGUAUCACAUUUGAAGAGAUGUACUGGUCAAUGUAAGCACAUUCAGAGAAGAGUAACAAGAUAGACGAAGCAUCUGAAACUCAUGUUGCUUAAGGAAAUUGCAGUACUGAUCCUGGAAAAGAGAAGAAUUAGGAAAGACAGGACAACAGCCUGGACUACAUAAGGAAACAACUAUAUUCUGCAUAGCUUUAAAAGUCAGAACUAGAAUUAUUCAUUAUUUCAUGCAUCAAUAAAUACUAUUCAAGUGUAUGAGACCCCACUCUGUGCCUUCCACUGUUUGAAGCACUGGAUGGAAGCUACAGGAUCUUUGCUUUCUGGAUAAGAACAAAGAACUUUGGUUUCAGUUUAAGAAAGAGGAGUUGGAGCUUCCUUAUUGACUAGAUUGCUUUGUGAAGUUCCCUAUUACCAAGACUUCAGACAGAAUCUCUAUCUGAUAGAGACAUGCUCUAGAAAGGACAGGUAAAUCAAAUGGUAGAUGGAUCUACUGGGCCCCAAACAUUCUGUUCAUGUCUUAGGUAAGUGUGCAGUAAGUCUCUAUGCCUCCAAGAAUGAAAAAAAACUGAAAUAGUUGAAUCUUAUCUAUUUACUUUGACAGCUAAAAUGGGAUCAAAGGGACUCAACAGCUGCUUGAAGCCAAGUGCUAUCUACUGCUACCUAAAAAUCAUGUGACUUUAAGUAGUGUUUUAUUCUGACAAAGGUUAUUCCAACUGUGGGUGGAAACUGUAUUGAGCUCCACCAGCAACAAAUACUUCACUUCAGGUUAAGAGAUUAGAAGCCAAAUAUUCCCAUGGGAUUUUACAUCAAAGAGUCAAACUGUAGAACUUGACCAUAAAGAUAUACAACAAUUUACAAGAAGAAGAGAGGAAAAUAAAAUUUGGAUUCUGUUCUGAAAUCCAUUCAUAUGUAGCUGAGACAAAUUUGUUUCCCUCUUCUUUUGUAAUAUUUUGAAAAUCCAUUCCCUUGAAAAAGUUAUGCAGUUAAUAGAAAGGUUAAGCUAGUGACAUCAAACUGUUGUCUUUUGCCAAAAUCCAAAUGUUAUGAAGUGCCUGCCUUCAAUUAUAAAUGUUUGUACUACAUAAUUCUAAUGUGGCACAUUUUUGCUGCAAGGGACCUUAGCAUUUAUAUUUUUAUGUGGGUCCUUUUAUGUUUUUAAAAUUUACAUUGACACAAUACUGGGUGAGAGUGAUGUCCCCAAGAUGGUGACAUACAUCAUUCCUAAAUUUGCUCCCCCUCACAAGAACAACAACCAACAACUAUCCAAAACAAGACACCACUGAGAGAAUCCUAGAACAUGGGAGUGAGGCUGAAGCACCCCCCUGAACUUCAGAGACCAAGACAGACUGUGGUAGAGGAGUGAGAGAAGUGGCUACAUGUUGACUGCAUUGCCCCUCCCCCAGGACACUGCUGCACCACGGGAAGAGGUGUCUCCUGAGCCUCCAGGUCCUCCAGUGGAAAAGAGAACCCAGGGGGGACAACGAGCCCCUCCCCCCCAGUAUGGUCGGUCACUCUGUGGCAACCCCUACUCUGAUCUCAUGCUACUGGAAUCACAGGGCUCAGCCACUGGAAAUAUAACUGUGACGGAGAAUGAGGGAGAAGCUUGCAACAACCAGUGCAUGGAUGUCGGCUGACCGACGUCAUACUGGCAGUGCCCAAACUGUAAUCUCAACCAGGGGCUUUGAUCAUCUGUAGAACCAAGUUGGGAGCACACUCUGACCAGGGAACUCUGAAGGGGUCAGAUCUGCCUUAUUCACAUCCUCCGUCAAGAAGUUUGCCAGCCCCCUAGCCCAGUUUGCUCACACCCAGGAAGGGCAUUGACUCACAGCCUUACCAACUACGGAGAGUGAUUUCAGCCCCAUCUGACCAGAAGAGCUAGAGACAACUCCUGGAAGCUGCGUGGCCCAGUGGCAACUUGAGCUGAAAGAACAGGCAGAGGUGAUAGUUUGCAGAGCCAGUGGCCUCAUUUGGCCAGGGAACCUGUGGUGUGGGUCUGCUUGAGUUAAGGCAACAAAGAGCUUCACCGGUGUUAGAGCUGCCCUUCUUCUUGCAUUCAGGCGGGGAAUCUUAUUCAUAGCCUUGCUUAUUGCUGAAUACAGCCCGCAGCCUAUCUGAGCAGGGAACUUAACCAGAGCACACAGGAAGCUGCAUAGCCCAUCUAACAGCCCCACACACCAUGGCACUUGAACAGAGAGCAGAGCCCUUGGUUUUCUCCAUCUGCAGAGCAUCACCUGACUAGGGAAGUCAGUGGACACUCAGGCCUGAUUUGUGCCCCCAAACAAUGAUUUGUAUGGGCCCUGAGCCCUGGCUACUGCCCUGCCAGAGCAGGGAAGGAGGUAAAAUAGCUCCAUCUACUACUGAAUAUAAACCCGGUCCCAAACAUCUAGUAAGUCUAAGCAGAGUAUAAGACAGACCCCAUCCUAUAGAUUAACUUGGAUAGGGAACCAGCCAGCAAUCAUAUCCAAGUAUUUUCAGCCAGUGGCAAACACACUCCAUCCCUCUCCUCAGUUCAUGAAUAGAUGCCUUGCCCAAAGAAGUCCAUAAUAGCCCAGAGAAGCCCACCUGCCCAAAGGCAUACCAACAGACACACCCAGAGACCCAAAAUGAACUGACUACUGAAAAGCUAUCUCUGCCAAAGCAAACCUGUAAAGUCUGGAAGAGGAGGUUAAUUACUCAAAUGCUCAGGGGCACCUGGGUGGCUCAGGCAGUUAAGCAUCCUACUUCAGGUCAUGAUCUUGCAGUUUGUGG
Hyaena hyaena (striped hyena) is the source of this 3650-nucleotide messenger RNA. RefSeq names its product cysteine and tyrosine rich 1 (gene CYYR1). The transcript is spliced from 4 exons. Lineage: Eukaryota; Metazoa; Chordata; Mammalia; Carnivora; Hyaenidae. The record is from RefSeq and is a predicted model, not a curated record. Bases 228 to 746 code for a protein of 172 amino acids.